This is a messenger RNA of Hymenoscyphus albidus, 1554 nucleotides long. NCBI's taxonomy places the organism in Eukaryota, Fungi, Ascomycota, Leotiomycetes, Helotiales, Helotiaceae. The record is from the annotation of a GenBank genome assembly.
ACAAGUUGGAUGCUGGAUUGCGAGUUUAUAUCUAUAUUUACUUACGAUACUUGAUAACUAAACACACACACACACACACAUAUAUAUAUGUAUCACGAAUGUCAGCUUUCAACAAGUUCUUGACCUCGCUAGACCUAGAUCCUGUAGCUUGCGGCUCCGUCGUUAUGCCAUCAACAGCCAAGGCAACGACAACAACGGUCAAGCGCCGUUCUUGCGAUGAGUGCAGUAAGAUUCUUCUUCCUAUAUAGACACACCAAUAUAUAAUCCACCAGGGGUAUAUAUGUCUGAUAUAGUGUUCACGUUGCUAACAGUCUUCAGGAACACGGAAAUUGGCUUGUACCAAGAACCCAAAUGGAUGCGAUCGCUGUACACGAGAGCGUGGGUCUAUGACUUAUUUUCACUCUCUAAUCUCUACUCUCGAGACAAUUUUGCUUCCUCCUGAAAGUAUCUUGAAACUAAGCAACUACAGGCUUAGCCUGCCACUAUUCUGAGCAAAAGCCAAUGGGCCGACCUCGAAAAAGGCAAUUUGUUGAGACUCUUCAGGACGAACAACCUGUUGCUUCUGACCUCACAGUGGAAUCACUCAAUAUGGGUCCACUACCAUUUGAUAUCACUGACUUUGGUUUUGACUACGACUACAAUGAUGGGGGCGUCGCCCAGCCAUAUUAUAUAAAUGAGGCACCCUUCGCUUCAGUUCCACCUACGAAUACAUUUGACACAAAUCACACUCUAGACAUGGAAAACAACGAUGUUUUGAUAGACGCCGCAAUCAACGUUGAAGGUAUCAAUAACGACUCGUCAAAUCCCUCGGAUUCUUUCCUAAACGCGAUUUCAAUGACGACGGCAUCCAACAAUUCUUCAGAUAGUGGCACCUCAUUGCCUUGUAGUUGCCUAGCAAGCAUGUACCUCAGUUUGGCCUCUCUUCAGCAAUUUCCAUCAGACAUUGCUCCCGCCUUGAGUGUAGUUCGUAAGGCAGCCAGGACAGCCUCACACACGAUUUGGUGCCCCAACUGUGGAUCAACCAUUAUAGAACAAACAAUGUUUACAAUGGAUGGAUUUCAGAAUACCAUGUUGCUGGGUACUUUACUGCCGAUCAUAGCUCAUGGCUAUCAUCGACUUUUAAAAAUGAUCGAUGACGAAACCGACGUAGCUGUAGCUACAGGUCAAACGAAAACAUUUCAAUUUGGCGAGUACGGUGGCAUAUGUAAUAAACAGGAGACUAUCGAUGAAGCUUUGGUAUGCGCCGAAAAGGAGAUUCUAUUCAAAGCUGUUGAAAUGCCGCCCUUGGAAUGGCGUCGUACUCUGAGGGCUUUACUACGAGUCGAUAUUCACGGACACGAACAAGAGAAUUGUAACCACAAGGGAUUAAAAGACCUUGUUGGAGAGGUUGAGCAAAGACAGAAAGCGCGACAUGAAGCGGUCCACCAAUUGAACGGAAAUGAAACAAACAUGGGAAUGUUCAAGGGCUUGAAGGCUAUCGGAGAUCGGACGUUUACAUGUUUGCAAAUCCUGGAGAUAGCAAAAACCUCAAUUGACAGCUUGGUAAUCGCGUAG